CCCAGGCCUUCAGCACUGGGCUAGCUCCAGCACCAUGGCUGGCAUCUUGGAGGUGAUCCUGGCCUACAAGAAAUACCUCAUCAUAAUUUCAGUACCCCUUCUCGCUCUUCCUCUUCCUCUGGUGGUGCCUACCAAGGAGGCCCAAUGUGGUUAUGUUAUCAUAGUGAUGGCACUUUUCUGGUGCACAGAAGCCCUGCCAUUGGCUGUCACAGCUCUCCUGCCCGUCCUGCUGUUCCCACUAAUGAAUAUCAUGGAUUCAACAACAGUCUGUCGGGAAUAUUUAAAGGACUCCAAUAUGCUUUUCAUUGGGGGACUUCUGAUGGCCAUUGCCAUUGAGAACUGGAACCUACACAAGCGUGUGGCCCUGAAAGUAUUGCUUCUCACUGGUGUCAGACCAGCCCUGCUUCUCAUGGGAUUCAUGGUUGUGACUGCCUUCCUGUCAAUGUGGAUCAGCAACACGGCCACCACUGCUAUGAUGGUCCCCAUAGCACAGGCAGUGCUGGAACAGCUGCACAAGUCAGAACUGGAGUCCAGUGGUGCUGGCCAAGUAUCUGAAAAUGUCAACAAAGCCUUUGAGCUGCAGGAAGGGCCAACUCCACCUGUUAACUCCAAUGAAAAAGAGGAAAAAGUGUUUCUGCUCUAUCCUGAUAAUGGUGGUGUCAUCAACUUUGCCUCCUGGUUCUCCUUUGCCUUCCCCACCAUGAUUUUGUUACUGGUUUUGGCAUGGCUUUGGCUACAGAUACUGUACUUGGGCUUUAAUUUUAAGAAGAAUUUUGGUUGUGGUUCAAGUCCCUCUGCCAAGGCUAAGGAAAAAGAGGCCUAUGCCGUCAUCAAAGAAGAGAGCAGGAAGUUGGGCAAAAUGAAAUUUGCAGAAAUAGUAGUUUUGAUCCUGUUCAUACUCCUGGUACUGCUCUGGUUUACAAGAGAACCUGGUUUCAUACCAGGCUGGGCAACUGUACUUUUCAACAAAGAUGAUAUAAGCUACGUCACUGAUGCUACAGUUGCCAUUUUUAUUUCACUUUUGUUGUUCAUCAUCCCUUCUGGCUUUUCCAACAAUGCACAAACAGGUGGCAGGUCGAAGUUCCAAGCACCUCCACCUCUCCUGAACUGGAAAGUAGUUCACGAAAAAAUGCCAUGGAACAUUGUGCUUCUGCUGGGAGGUGGUUUUGCCUUAGCCAAAGGCAGUGAGGUAACAUUCCUUGGCUUACCUGGGAUCUGUGUCUUCCUAUAA
Messenger RNA from Lepidothrix coronata (blue-crowned manakin), 1231 nucleotides. RefSeq names its product solute carrier family 13 member 2-like. Gene Ontology annotation, biological process: monoatomic anion transmembrane transport. The record is from RefSeq and is a predicted model, not a curated record. Gene Ontology annotation, cellular component: membrane. NCBI's taxonomy places the organism in Eukaryota, Metazoa, Chordata, Aves, Passeriformes, Pipridae. Gene Ontology annotation, molecular function: transmembrane transporter activity. Bases 35 to 1231 code for a protein of 398 amino acids. The transcript is spliced from 9 exons.